AUGUCAGGUCCACCCGGAUCUGGGUCCCAACAACCUUAUUCGCAUUCGCAAUCCAGCCCGCCUGCAAUCAAGUUGGAUAGAUCCUCGCAAGGUGAAGCUGGACCAUCCAGAUUCCCCAAUCAUCAGUAUCCGUCAGGUAUUUCCUCGAGAAAUAUCGCAUCGACCUCUUCUCAAUACAUAUCCUCGUCUCAGUCCAGAAUUGCAAGAUCACAUGCUCAUCGACCGUCCGAUGCUAUUGAUUUGACGCAAAAUCACAAAGGCAAAGGGAAAGCUGCCGAACCGAUAGAUCUGACUUUAAUUGAUACGGACGAAGAGGGAGAAAUAGAGGAAAUGGGUAGAGCGAAGCUGCAAAGUAGCUCAGGAUCGAUAGUGCUGAUGGAUAAAGAUGGACGACCCGUAGGAGGCAAAAGCAAGGGGAAAGAUCCACCCACUAAGACUUUCCUUGAACCUCCAUCAUCAUCAUUUAUACCUGGGCGACCUAGAAGGGAUGGAAGGGCGGACCCAGGUCAGACUCAUCCUGCAGGUAUUCGCAACCCCGCUUCGGCAAUGUUGGCGAGGAGAAAUUUCGACGCUCAAGGAUUGAGUCGACACCAAGCUAUCGAUCUGUGUUCCAACUCGUCUCGCUCCGCGUCACCUGAAGUGCUUCAACUGAUUAACGAUGGGAAUGGCAGGCUUCCACCUAGAGAUGAUCCAGUGAAACCCACUUUGACGCAGGCCAACAAUCUCCAUCAACGCAAUUUCACUAAAUCAGCCUCGUCCCAAUCCAUCAACCUCGGACGAACCGACCUUGCUCGUUCUCCCUCUACUUCUAGAACCGCCGUCAAUUCCAAGAAAGCUGCAUCUGGCUCGCCACGAAGAGUAAAGAGGAUGCCGAAACAGCCCACUGUCCAUAGAAUGUCAAAGGACGAGUGGGACGCUGCAGUCGACGAGCGAAAGAAGACGAUGGAGGCUGAGAAAAUGCAGAGAGACUCACGAACACCCUCCUUACAGAGCACAUCACCUCAGACUUCAAGGAGAUCAGCCUCAAAGGAAUCUUCAACAUUGGGAACACAAGUUCAUAAAGUCAUGAAUGAAUCACCAUUAAGAAAACCUAUCCCACUCUUUAAAACGGAAAACUCACCUUCAAGAAGAUCUCCAAUUCAGACAUCUCUUUCACAAGGUCCGACACAGGCCCUCUCUCUCUCUCAAAACCAGAUUCGGAGCAAGUCGAAAACACCUACAAAAUCCCUGACACAACCUCAUAUCGUCACACCCCAUCCUAGAGAUUCCUGCGCUCCUAGACUCAAUGCUGAAGCUGGUCCUUCGAAACCCACUCAGUCUUCUGUCAAGUCCAAACACUUUUCUCCUUAUCAACCGGGCAAGGACGAACGCCCGCAUCGACCUCAACCCGAAUUGCAGCCCAGAAAACCAUCCAGAGAGAGACCACAACCUGGAGCAUACACUUUACCACCUGUAGAAACGAGUAUACAUGAUUGGCCUCGAACGCAGAGUACGUAUAGUGCCGGAGGAUCGAAGAAGAGGAAUAGUCUAAAUCAAUCUAGAGACAAGGAGAAGGGUAAACAGAAUCAAUCGGUAUCACCUCAAAAAAGGAUCCGGCAAGAUCAACUAUCAACCACUUCAUCUGUACAAAAGUCUACUCCCGACAAUUCAUCUACGCAAUUAUCAAUGAAAUCACAUGACACCCUUGAACUCAAACAGGAUAAUAUCAUUUUUCGAAAUUCAAGUUCAACUUCUUCCUCCCUGACUCCUCUGUCCAGCCCCACUUUUCCAACAAGCUUAUUCCACAACAAUGAGAAAGAAAGAUAUGAACCUUCGCCCGUCAAAUCGCUUAGUGCGAGUCCAGUGAAAGGUAAACCGUUCCCUAGGUUGUUUGGCGAUGAGACGCCCCUGUCCAAGAUUUACACCCCCAAGAAGGAUGAAAGCGUGCUAGGAGAAGAGGAUGAGAACGAUAGUAAGGAUCCUUCUGGGAAUGCUGAGGAUAUCUUUGCGGAAUUUGCCGAUUUCGAUUGGGCUGCGAGCGACGAUGAAGCUCCCAAGGAAGGUUCUGACUUGGUCCAGGAUCCAUCAGAUCUACCAAAAGACAUCGAAUCUGUUGACCAAAAUCAACAUCCCAAUGACAAUACAUCUUCGUCUCGUAUCGAACCUGUACUAGCUACAAGCCCACACAAGCGACCCUCAUCCUCUCAAACCAUGGUCGCAAUACAACUUGAACCUGGACGAACUUCACCUACGACCCCUCGAUCAUCGCAAAAACGAUCUCGACCAUCCACGUCACCUACACAAUCGUGCAAACGGAGAAACAUUUCUGAGAAGUAUACCAAGUUUCUCGAAGAGGAACGUAUCAGGGUUGAAACGGAGAAAGAGGCAGAGAGGGAGAAAGAAAAGCAAAUGGAGAGUGAAGCUCAGGAUCUGUUGGAGACGAAGCAGCACGAAGGGAAUGAUGAGGAUGGUGGAGGUGAUCUGGAUGGGUUCCUUGAUAAUAUCGCUCCCACAUCACCUGUUAAACCCAACAUGAGAACUGCCAUCCAGUCUCGCCAGGAAUCUCGAAAAGCCAAGAUUGAAGAAGCCAAAGCUACACGACGAAAAGCCAAAUUGGAAGCUAUACAACAAUCCGCCAAAGCUGAAAGACUCGGAACCAAGAAGCUUGAAGAUCAGAAAUUCAGAAGUGUACUCAAAGUGAUCAAUAAGAAUAAAGAUAUUAAUGAUUUUAUUGAAGAAUAUCAACAGCGAAGACAAGGUGAAGAGGCAUAUCCCACUCCGGAAACCGAAUGGGAUGAUGAUGAUGAUGAUUCUCCAUUGUCUUAUUCAUCCGAUCUGGACGAUUUAGAAGAUAUAAAGAUGGAGUUGGACCGAUCGUUUGAUAUCGAUGUUGAUCUGGAUGCCUUAGAGGGAGAGGAUGGAUUCAACGACGUAGUUGAAGAGCUGAGGAAAGAAGGUGUAGGACUGGAUGAUAGUUUGAUAAGGGAUGCGCGAGCAAGUAUGACCUCUUCGAAAGUUAGGAAAGAUCAAGGGUUGACUUGGGAAGGGUUCUGGGAGAGAGAACCUAUACGACCCGAAGAGAAGGACCAGAAGCGAAUUGUGCCCUUCGAUAUCGAUACGCAUGACCCGAUGCUCAAGAUGAUCUGCGAGAUGGCUCGCCAACCGGAUGCAGAUUUGGAAAGUUUGGGUCAUAUCAUGUCUUCGGGAGUGAUGAUAUUCGUGGAGAAAGAUAGAAGGGAGUUGGCAAAUGCUUUAUUCAAUAAUGCUAUCUCAUCCUCUGACCCUACAUGGUCGGCAAUCGCUAGAAGCUGCUUCAGUGAUAUGUUACAGAUGGACGAAUACCUCCGCCGGGAAGAUCUCAAAUAUCUCCUUGGACUUGGGAUUAAGCUCCUGUUGCACUUAGGUGCGAGAAGAUCGACGUUUUCCAAUUUGAAUGAAGAUCUAGGACAUUUUGAGGAUGAAAGUGGGAUAAUGAUUGGACGAGAAGAAGCUUGCGGAAUGAUUUGUAGGAUACUCAUGGCCGAAGCCAGCCGGUCGAACGAUGCCAUCUAUUACCAAACAGAUCCCAGCGGAUCCAUCAAGCCUCAGAAUGUAGGAUGGAUACCGAUACUCCUGCUCAUGUCAAUCGAUAAUUCCACUUCGUCAGCUCUGAAACGAACUAUAGGAGAGACUAUCCAAGUCCUUUUGCAUGAGUCGGUCCUUGAAGCCGAGAAUAUGAUUCAACUUGUGUAUUCCAUCACACGAGCUAUUGUCGAUGCUUCCACCCAAUAUCCGAACGCAGUCAAGGUUGCUAUACUUGAUUCACUCGGUCAGAAGAGUAAUGAAACUACGGUAUUGUAUAGGUGGUUAGCUAUGGAAUGGCUUUUACCUGGUACCAUGGCCAAGGUGGAAACGAUGGAUAAGAGGUCAUUGGUCCCACCCAUCCCGUUUUUGCUCUUAUCAAUCGAUAAUAUAUCAGAUCUGAUCAGACCUCCUUCAAAUACAACGAGUGACGAAAAGAUCGAACCUGAUUGGAGUGAGAUUAACUUCCUCGUUACUUUCCUCUAUGGGUCUAUGUCAGAUAUCGAAACGCUCCUUAGAGAACUUAACGUGGAGUUUAAUAAUGAACAGACUAGUGGGAUCUACGGUGAGAGAUCAAUCAAAGAUUUGAUGCAGGACUGCGAGAUUGAGAGGGUUAGAGAAGGAUUGAGAAGAUGCAGAGAUCUGAUAUCUGAUCAAUCGAAUGGUACGCUGAAAAGUACCGUGAAAGCUCGAUUACAUCAAUUAUAUGAAAUAACUCGAUUGACCUUGAUGUUAAGUAUCACAAAGAAGGUUAGAGCGAAGAGGUUGGGUAAAGGUUUGAAAGUUGGGAAUGUAAGAGGUCAGGCUCAAUUGGAUUUCACCGUCAGACCUGUUGAUAAGAAGGAGCCGAAGAAGACACCAAGUGUUGAAUGA
Molecule: messenger RNA, 4413 nt
Organism: Kwoniella mangroviensis CBS 8507
Lineage: Eukaryota; Fungi; Basidiomycota; Tremellomycetes; Tremellales; Cryptococcaceae
Exons: 9
Coding region: 1-4413 (1470 amino acids)
Source: RefSeq, a predicted model, not a curated record